AUGGGAGCGAAACAAGUGAAGAUGCUGCGCUUUCUCGACAACGAGGAGGACCGCGAGGCGAUCAACAAGGCCUUCGCUACCUACGACAAGGACAACAGCGGGUCGCUGACGCGCGAUGAGUUCAUCUCCUUCUCGCACGACCUGGUCGAAUACUUCAUCAAGAAGCACCCCAACCAGAAGGUGGGCGACCUCGCCAUCCUCAAGGCCCAAGGCGAAGGCGACGUCAACAUCAAGAAUGCAGACGACGAGCUCAAGAAGAAGCUCUCUGGGCAGUUGGGCAGGGCCAUGUUCCAGGUGAUUGACAAGGAUGCCAGCGGUACGAUCUCGCUGGCUGAGUGGAAGGCCACCGAUUGGGGCAACCUCCUCAAGAACAUCAAGACCCACAUGAAGGACCAGGAACUCAAACUCAUUCAGGCAUUGACCACCGGGCAUCGGAAUGGAAUCUGGCAGGUCCGGACGACCGGAGGCAGCGAACUGGCGGGCGAAAUAACCAUCAAGGACGCCACCACCAUCACCGGCAAGCUGGGCUACCAUCCGCUGACCAACCUGUCCCUGAUCUCCGGCUCUCGUAUCUUCUUGCACGGCCAGGUGCCCGAUGAUGCGUUCCCGAGAGGGGCCGAGUGUCAUCUGUGGCUCGACGCCAUCCACAACACCACGGACGCGAGUUCCGAAUUGCCCUACAUGUUCACCGGCUACGCGGCGCAGAAGCUCGGAAACGGCAUGCCCCUGGUCUUCAUGGGCAAGAUCACCGCCACCUUUUCCAGCUUCCCCUCUUACGUCUAG
Acanthamoeba castellanii str. Neff is the source of this 783-nucleotide messenger RNA. Its product is annotated as EF hand domain containing protein. The record is from RefSeq and is a predicted model, not a curated record. Lineage: Eukaryota; Discosea; Longamoebia; Acanthamoebidae. Gene Ontology annotation, molecular function: calcium ion binding. The transcript has 6 exons. The coding region runs from base 1 to 783 and encodes 260 amino acids.